Molecule: messenger RNA, 387 nt
Organism: Rhizopus microsporus ATCC 52813
Lineage: Eukaryota; Fungi; Mucoromycota; Mucoromycetes; Mucorales; Rhizopodaceae
Exons: 1
Coding region: 1-387 (128 amino acids)
Source: RefSeq, a predicted model, not a curated record
AUGGAGCAUAUCACAAACAUUAAUGAAAAUGUGGCACGAAAUCAACAAACUAUCACACUUACCAACGAACAAUUGGAAUUACUCCUCAAUGAAUUUGUUUCGAAGAUCAGAACAGAAGAAGCAGACAGAAGGCAAGACGAUAACAAUGAACUCCCUUCCAGCAUCCUAUCCGAAAUGGAAGAAACUCCCUCGGCUGACAUGCGCAUCACGAUCAAACGAUACGCACGGGAUAUCCCCUUCUAUGAUGGUGGAUCCUGGACAAGAUCAGAAGUCAUCAACAAAAGUUUUGUUAAUUACCUCAAGAGAUACAAAGUGGGUGCCCAUUCAACCGUUUCCCAAAAAUACAAAGAUGCUGAUAGACUUAGACUUGCAGCCAGAGUGUUAUAG